Mercurialis annua (annual mercury) is the source of this 2536-nucleotide messenger RNA. Its product is annotated as pentatricopeptide repeat-containing protein At3g20730. NCBI's taxonomy places the organism in Eukaryota, Viridiplantae, Streptophyta, Magnoliopsida, Malpighiales, Euphorbiaceae. The transcript is spliced from 3 exons. Gene Ontology annotation, molecular function: protein binding; RNA binding. The coding region runs from base 48 to 1769 and encodes 573 amino acids. The record is from RefSeq and is a predicted model, not a curated record. Gene Ontology annotation, biological process: RNA modification.
UCCCCACAAACAAACCAUAGCAUAAACUGUGAGUAAUAUCACACUGAAUGCAGAGAACUAUACCCCCCAUCCCAACUCAUAUGAGCUCCUCUCUAUACAUGAAAAUUUUGCAACUCUGCCUUGAGACGAAAGCUUUGGAACGAGGCCGUUUGAUUCAUAGCCACAUCAUAAGAGAGGGGUUGGCUUCAAAUAUCCAUUUAGGCAAUAAAUUGAUAAUCUUUUAUAGUAAACUUGGGGAUACAAUUUAUGCUCGCAAGGUGUUCGCUAGAUUGCCAGAGAGAAAUGUAGUGUCAUGGACCGCCCACAUUUCUGGUUAUACGCAAAAUGGGUUCUGCCAUGAUGCUUUGUUAGUUUUUCUAGAAAUGAUUCGAGCAGGAGUUAGGGCCAAUCAGUUUACUUAUGGGAGUGUGUUGCGGGCAUGUACUGGUUUGAGGUGUUUGGGGAGAGGGAUGCAAAUACAAGGCUGUAUCCAGAAGAGUAGGUUUUUUGGCAAUUUGUUUGUGCAGAGUGCAUUGGUUGAUUUGCACUCGAAAUGUGGAAGCAUGGACGAUGCUUUUUAUUUGUUUCAAACAAUGUCUGAGAGGGAUUUGGUCUCUUGGAAUGCAAUGAUUGGUGGGUAUGCUGCUCAGGGUUUCGCUGAUGAGUCAUUUCGAAUAUUUCAUUCAAUGUUGAAGGAAGGUAUGAUCCCUGAUUGUUUCUCCUUGGGGAGUGUUUUGAAGGCAUGCGGCAGAGGUAAUUGCGUCAUUGAAGUCUGUCAAAUACAUGGAAUUAUUAUACAUCUUGGAUUUGGGUCACAUGUUGAUUUGAAUGGAUCGCUCGUUGAUUCAUAUGCAAAAUGUGGAAGAACAAAAAAUGCUUAUGAUUUAUACAAGAGUAUGAAAAAGAAAGAUGCAAUAUCUUUUACGGCACUCAUGACCGGAUAUGCACACGACAGCUCUUGUGCUAAUGAGGCCUUGGAUCUCUUCAAAGAUGCACAACAUAUAUGCAUGAAGAUAGACGAUGUCACGUUCUGCGCUAUGCUUAAUGUAUGCGCCAAUGUAGCAUCCCUGAGCAUGGGAAGACAAAUUCAUGCUCUGGCUUUGAAACACAAACCAAGUCAUGAUAUAGCCACACGCAAUGCUUUGAUCGAUAUGUAUGCAAAAUCCGGAGAAAUUGAAGAUGCUACCCGCGCUUUUCACGAGAUGAAAGAGAAAAAUGUGAUUUCUUGGACUUCGUUGAUUACUGGCUAUGGGAAGCAUGGAUAUGGACAUGAUGCAAUUGCUCUGUUCAAGAAGAUGGAGUGUGAGUGUCUGAAGCCUAAUGAUAUUACAUUCUUGUCUCUUCUCUUUGCCUGCAGUCAUUCAGGAUUGACCAGUGAGGGAUGGGAAUGCUUUAACAAUAUGAUUAACAAAUAUGACAUCUCACCACGACCGGAGCAUUUUUCUUCCAUGGUCGAUAUCCUAGCACGUGGAGGGAACUUGGAAGAAGCUUUGAGUAUGAUAUGGAAGAUGGAUAUCAAGCCUGAUGCCUCUUUGUGGGGUGCGAUUCUAGGGGCGUGCAGUAUAUACGGUGAUAGGUCUCUGGGAGAAGCAGCAGCGUCGCGCCUUUUCUUGAUGGAUCCAGAUAAUACAGCAAACUAUGUAGUAUUAGCAAGCAUAUAUGCUGGAGCUGGUGCAUGGGACAAUGCCUGGAAAAUGAGAAAAUUAAUGGAAGAGAAAAGCUUAAAAAAGUCUCGGGGAUACAGCCUCCUACAAUCUACAAAGAACAUCGCACUUCUACAGAAAAAUUGAGAAGUAAUUUGCCCUUUCUAGGAACUGCAAAUGAUGAUUCUGGAAAGAACAUGACGCGUUUACAAGCAAAGUGGCGAUAAUACUUCUUCUACGAAAUGAAGCAAUUUUCAGAGAUCAAAAAGCUCGGUUGAUCAUCAAGUAUUCUGCUGCUAAUUACAAGCAAAGUGACGAUAAUUAAUAAUAAUUUGCGUAGAAAAAGCUCCGCAGAUAUGAGUGAUUUUGAUAAAAUUACAGCAACUGGAUCUUCUAGGAGUCUGUUGAGUGAUGACGUGGCUUAUAUUGAUUGGAUUUCAGUGUCUGAUACAUUGGUCCUUGAUCCUCAGCGGAAUCUAUAUUCCAAGGAAUCUUCUUCCUCAACUUGCUCGUGUGACCAGAAGGUUUUUGUGGGAGAUCAGCUAGUCCUGCAUGUGAAAAUAGCACCGAGAGCUCAAAUUUGACUACAUACAACCAGAUAGAAGCAAAAACAUGCUGAAGAUGGCACAUUUCAGUAUCUGCUGCAACACUGAACAUGACAAUAUAGCUGGUGAAUGUGAAAAAAAGGAAGAAUCAUGCUGACUAGAACUAUACUUUUUUGUGUCAAAUGUAGUUUUUUUUUAGAAGAAAUGUUAAUUGUGGUUUGAACAGAUGGUUUCCUAGUGUUACUGGAUUGUAGAAUUGGGUUAAUUUUUUUGUUAUUGUAUCCUCAUAAUUGACUUGAGCUUUAAUACUGAAACAUUCCGCUGUUACCAAUGAGUUAUAACUCAAAUAAUAUAAGCGUUUGGCAGUAA